Brassica napus (rape) is the source of this 10299-nucleotide messenger RNA. RefSeq lists its product as uncharacterized. The transcript is spliced from 2 exons. The record is from RefSeq and is a predicted model, not a curated record. Bases 931 to 2541 code for a protein of 536 amino acids. NCBI's taxonomy places the organism in Eukaryota, Viridiplantae, Streptophyta, Magnoliopsida, Brassicales, Brassicaceae.
UCGAUCCCUUCUCCAACGGAUUAGUCUCGUCUAGUGCAAUUGAUUAACGUAAUUGAUAACGUUUGGGUGUUGAUUAUUAAUGUAUAAGAAUAUUGUAGACAUAUUUUUGGUAGGCGAUGAGUUACUGUUUUGGAUGGUAGUAGGUUCCGUUGUAUAUUUUGUCGUAAUUUUCGCCGUGAUAUAUACGUGUAGAUUGAGACUAAUACUCAUAUCUUUAACAAAAAGAUAUAUACGUGUAGAGAAUAGUUGGAAAGAAGAUAGCAAUGAACGAUUCUGUAUUUAUUAUGUUUUUCUUUUUGAUUUGCUUGAUUUGAGUAGAUAUUUUAAUAUGCUUAUAUUUUUGGAAGAUUAAAUUUAUGAGAUUGUUGUUAAGCUUAGUUUUUUCAUGAUUUCACGGCGAUGGGAUCCUGGAAAUGGAGGCGGCGAACGGGUGGAUCUACAGGAACAGCAAGGCAUGGAGUGGGGGUUCUUAGAUUGGGCGAUGUUACCGAAUCUCAGGGGAUUUGAUUUGGAUAUACGGAAUGGAUAUUUUGGAAAAUUAAGAAGGACUGUUUCAGAGAUCUCGAUUACGAUUUCGAUCAUCAUCAAGACGAAAUCACAGAGAUCUACAGGUAUUGAGUCUGGCGGUUUAAAGAUUCUGUAUUGUUUCUCUUUUAAGGAGAAUGGGGAAGUACAAAGGCGAUAUGGAGAGUUGUGAUUUCUAGUGUUUAUGAUAAUAAAAUUCCAUGGAGAAGAUUGGGAACGAGAUUUCACAAAGAAUAUCAGUUGGAGAUAUAUGGAAUUAAAGGGGAUCAACCUUGGCUCGGGUAUUUGGAAAGUGGGAUUUAUUAUAAAGGGGAUAUUGGGUCUCUGUUUUAUUGGAACUCAUCGAAUCAAUCUUGUACGUUUUUCUACAGAACAAAACAAGGUCUUUCUCUCAUUUUGUUCAUCAUGACACAGGGGCAACUAGUGGGUAACGGUGGGGAUAUGAAAGAAGGAGAGAGUGCUCGAAAAAGAUUGAAGAUUACGGUGCCUCACUUCGACAACUCGGCGCUCAUCAAGACCUACUCCAAAACUCUGAUUGGAAGGUGUAUGAAUCCUCCGGAGCAAGAUAUGAAGGCUUUGAUCCAGAAUGUACCUAAGAUAUGGAAGUUGGAGGAUCGGGUGAUUGGGACAGACUUGGGGUUUGGCAAGUUUCAAUUUGAUUUUGAAACGGAGAAUGAUAUUGAUGCGGUCAUGAAGCUUCAGCCUUAUCAUUUUGAAUACUGGAUGCUUGCUUUGGCGCGGUGGCAACCAAAGAAGAAUCAACUAUUCCCAUCCGAAAUCACUUUUUGGGUUCGAGUGAUUGGUGUUCCAAUGGAGUUCAGGACGACCCCAACUUUUGAAAGCCUCGGCGAGGCACUUGGAAGAUUAGUAGCAGUGGAUGUGGAACAUUGUCGAGUUCAAGUGGUGGUGGAUGCGUUUCAAGAGUUAUGCUUUGAAACCACUUUGGACUUCAAAGGGGGUGAGUUCUACGAUGGCGAGGAAGUAAAGACCUCUUUGAGGUAUGAGAAACUGUUCGGGUACUGUGAUGUUUGUUCGAGUCUCUGUCAUAAAGAGGAGCUAUGUCCUCUGUCAAAGAAGACUGUCGCGAUGGCGAGUCCAGAGAAGAGAAGGAAAGAUAGAGAAGGGAACGGGGGUUGGUAUGAUGGGGGGAAGCAUGACGAUCGAGCACGGAGCUAUAAGGGGGUAGUCAUCAAUGGAGCUCCGAAACAACAAUACAAAGAGCGAGAUGGCCGCGACUACCAUGGGAAGGGCAAGGGCAAGAUGACUGAUGAGGCUGACUUGAAAUGGGUUAAGGCGGCUGAUAGAGGAAACAAGGGAUCCUCUAAUGGCCACAAAGGCUACCGCGGAGAUGGCGAGGGCUCGAGAUACAGAAGUUCACGGAGAGAUGAGACUAAGGUUGAUACUCAAGAGGGCCAUGGUAGGACUUUAUCAGGACACACAGGGGCUCAGCAGGUUCAUGGUACAGUAAGGAGUGAGGCGAAGGAAGAUGGAGAGAUUAGGGAUCCUGUGGUGAUCGACAAAAUACUUCCCUCUCAAGAAUUCCAUGAACAACUUGUUAAGACUCAGACGUUGGGAACAGAAGCUAUCUCAGAUCUUAUGGAGGUGGAGAAGGGGCUCCAAAUGAUUCAGGGUUUGGUGGAGAAACAACCGGUUUUGGAGGAUGAUAAGGUGAUGAAUAUGGAUGAGUUUCGAGCUGUCUUUUUGGAGCAUGGAAUUGAUUUGGAUGCGGCAGAUAGCUUACCAGACGUUUCUGAUAGUGAGCUGGAGGAGAUGAUGAAGGAACAGGAGGAGGGUGAUAACACCCAGAGGGAGCUGGAGAUAGGCACUAACGCUGAGAAGAAGGAGCAGGUUGAUGAAGUAACAGGGAAGAAGCAUGCUUCUCGCAAGAGACUGCUUAAGGCCUCAUUGGGUACCGCAGUGAGCACGAAGAUGAGGAUUGCGUCUGCGCUUGCUUCGCCGCGGAAACGAGCUCCGACCAAGAUAGGCACACGCCAUGGAGAUAACGUCAAGCAGUAGGAGAGCAAGGGACCCUCAAUCCCGAAGAGUGGAAUGCCAAAACAUAGGUUUUAUGAAUCAAGUUUUCUCUGUUGUUUUAAGUGGGCGGGGUUUUAAUUUUCGUAUUGGGUUUUACUUUUUUAAAAUAAGUUCUAUGAGCAAGUAUGGUGUAGUUGGUUCAAAUGGUAGCACGGUUUCUUUUUGCGGUUUGGGUUUAAGGUGUCCUCUUUGUCCUUUUAAUCUUGUUAUGUGGUUUGGGAAUAAAAAGGAACUUUCAUGGAUUCAACAUUGGGUUCAUCUUAGAUGGUUUUCCGUGGUUAAUCUACAGGUAUCUCUUGGUAUAAUGGUGCUAGGUGGAUUCUCUGGCGAUGACUUUUGGAAUGUAUGGGAGAGUUGGAUUAGAUCUAGUACACAUAAUGUCACUAAUAAUUGGUUUUUUCUUACCAUUAUCUUGGUCGGGUGUGUAAAGCCAAAUUGGCUAGGUAAUGGGUUGGUAUUAGUGGCUUUGAAUGUAAAGGGUGUGGCCCAAAAGCAGUAUGAACAAAUGCUUGCGAUUUUGGUUCUUAUGGCCACAGUAGCUAUUUUUUUAAAUAAGAUUCAUUAUAAGGAUUCUACGGGGAGAAUUAGUAGGGGAGAUUCGAGGAAUAAUUAUUAUAAUUUGCAUUGCCUUGGAUAUGUGGAUAUAUUUGAACUGCAAUGGAUUAGAUUCUUUAUGACAUGGACUUGUCUUAAUAGAUUUCCUCGAUUGAUUUCGAGAUCAUGGUUAUCGAGAAUGAGACUGAACUCGGGUGUUUCAAGGGGGCCUUUGUUAUUAAAUCACAGUUAUAAUAAUAAUGGUUAUCGGAAUGUGGCAUUACGUCAAGGUGUGAUGGAACUAUAUAGGGGUUUUGUAUGUGUUGAAUGUGUAACAAUUGCUCUGGUAUGGUGGUUAUGGAAUGUUGGCGUUUUCCGGUCUUUGGGUGACCUCAAGCCUGAAUCCUCUAGCUCGCAUGAGCAAUAUAAAAAUAUUUUUUUAUGAAAAUACUAAGUUGGAAUUGCAGAGGACUUGGAAGUCACUGGACCAUAAGUUAUCUUAAGGAAAUACGGCAUAAGCAUAAACCAGAUUUUUUAUUUUUGUCAGAGACGAAACAGGAGUUUGAAUUUGUUCAAAAAUUUCAGGCUCACUUUGGAUAUGAUAGCUUGGUUACUGUGGAUCCAAGCGGGAGAAGUGGUGGUUUGGCUCUUUACUAUAACAAUGAAUAUCAAGUAAAAAUAUUAUACUCUAGUAAUAGAAUGAUUGACAUAGAAGCGGUGUCUAAUGGGAAACAAGUCUUUCUUACUUUCGUUUAUGGAGAUCCGGUUCAAAAGCUAAGAGAACAGGUAUGGGAACGCUUAACUCGAUACGGAUUAGCACGAUCUGAAACCUGGUUUAUUAUUGGCGAUCUAAAUGAGAUUACUGGGAAUCAUGAAAAGGAUGGGGGGUCUCUAUGGAGUGUAGCUUCUUUUAUCCCUUUUAAUAAUAUGAUAAGGAAUAGUGGUUUAUUGGAAUUUCCGGCUCGGGGAAAUAAGAUGUCAUGGCAAGGUCGGAGAGGUAAAGGGAAAGGAGCAUUUACGGUUAGAUGUCGACUGGAUAGAGCUUUGGCUAAUGAGGAAUGGCAUACUCUUUUUCCAUAUUCUUAUACAGAAUAUUUGAGAUUGGUGGGAUCGGAUCAUCGACCUGUGGUAGCCUUUUUGGAAGAAAAAGUACCAGGAAGGAAAAGAGGACAGUUUAGGUUUGAUAAACGAUGGAUUGGUCAAGAAUGGCUUAUGGAAUCAAUAGUAUCAGGAUGGACAGAAAAUCAGGAAGGCCGUUCAGAGGAUUUCAUCACAAAGAUUGGUAAUUGUCGUCAUGAAAUUUCAUAAUGGCGGAAAAAUAAUCAACCAUAUGGGAAGGACAAAAUUCAGAAUCUCCAAAAUGCGUUGGAAGAAGUACAAACUGAUAAUAAUAGGUCACAAGAGGAUAUUAUUGAGAUAUCUAGGAAAUUACAAGAGGCCUAUAAGGAUGAAGAGGAAUAUUGGCAUCAGAAGAGUAGAAAUAUGUGGUAUUCAUCUGGGGACCUAAAUACUAAGUUUUACCACGCUCUGACAAAGCAACGUCGGGUCAGAAACAAAAUAGUAGGCCUCCAUGAUGAAGCGGGUAAUUGGGUCACUGAAGAGAACAGUGCUGAGAAGGUGGUAGUAGAUUACUUUGAGGAUUUGUUUAGAUCAACAAACCCAAGGGAGUUUGAUAGUUUUUUGGAGGAGAUAGGUCCAUCUAUUUCCCCUCAGAUGAAUCAAAUGUUACUGCGAAGAGCAACGGAGGAAGAAGUUCGACAAGCGUUAUUUAUGAUGCAUCCGGAGAAAGCGCCUGGCCCAGAUGGAAUGACAGCCCUUUUUUUCCAGCAUUCCUGGAAUGUCAUUAAGAAGGAUGUGGUUGAGUUGGUCAAUAAUUUUUUGAUUACAGGUGAUAUGGAUUCACGGUUGAACAUAACAAAUAUUUGUAUGAUUCCAAAGAUAGAGAGACCAUCAAGGAUGACGGAACUACGACCGAUAAGCCUAUGCAAUGUAGGUUAUAAGAUCAUUUCGAAGGUUCUGUGUCAAAGAUUAAAAAAUUGUCUUCCCCAGCUAAUUUCGGAGACACAAUCGGCUUUUGUGGCAGGAAGGUUAAUAUCGGAUAAUAUUCUUAUUGCGCAGGAGAUGUUUCAUGGUUUGCGAACCAACAAAUCCUGUCAAUAUAAGUUUAUGGCAAUUAAAACGGAUAAGAGUAAGACAUAUGAUCGGAUAGAGUGGAAUUUUAUAGAGGCCCUUCUUAAUAAAAUGGAAUUUGAUGCACAUUGGGUUAAGUUAAUGUGUGAGUGUAUAUCUUCAGUUCAAUAUAGAGUUUUACUCAACGGGCAGCCGCGUGGUCUCACUAUACCUCAACGAGGAUUACGUCAAGGGGACCCAUUAUCCCCUUAUUUAUUUAUUAUGUGUACAGAGGCUUUAAUAAGGAAUAUAAAAAAGGCGGAGCGGGAGAAACAAUUGACCGGUAUGAAGGUAGCUAGAGUGUGUCCAGAGGUGUCUCAUCUGUUAUUUGCAGAUGAUAGUUUGUUCUUUUGUAAGGCAAACAAAUAUGAAUGUCAAACUAUUCUCAGGAUAUUAAAGGAUUAUGAGGCUGUAUCCGGAUAACAAAUAAAUUUCCAGAAAUCCUCAAUCCAAUUUGGACAUAAGAUUGAGGAAUCAAGCAGUCAGGAAUUGCGAGACAUAUUGGGGAUUCAGAAUUUAGGAGGAAUGGGAUCUUAUUUAGGUUUACCGGAAAGUCUAGGAGGAUCGAAGGUUCAAGUGUUUGGUUUUGUACAAGAUCGUCUCAAUAACAGGGUGAAUGGUUGGACUUUUAGAUUUUUUACCAAAGGGGGAAAAGAGGUAAUUAUCAAGUCGGUGAUAACUGCGCUACCAAACCAUGUGAUGUCGGUGUACAGAUUACCGAAAGCUAUAGUGAAGAAACUAACGAGUGCAGUAGCUCAGUUUUGGUGGAGCCCAGGAGGAAGUACAAGGGGAAUGCACUGGAAAUCAUGGGAUAAAUUAUGUGAACAUAAGGAUAAUGGUGGACUAGGUUUUAAAGAUUUAAAUGAUUUUAACACGGUAAUGCUUGGAAAGCAAUUGUGGAGGCUGAUAGAGAAACCAAACUCUCUUUUCUCUCGAGUUUUUAAAGGACGGUAUUACAGGAAUGCUUCACCCCUGGAACCGAUUCGCUCAUACUCCCCGUCGUAUGGAUGGAGGAGUAUCAUCUCAGCUAGAUCUCUGGUUUGUAAAGGACCAAUUAAAAGGGUGGGCACAGGGUCAUCUAUUUCAGUAUGGAAUGAUCCUUGGCUCCCAUCCACUCGCCCGAGACUAGCUAACAAAAACCUUCAUAAUAGUUACCUGGACCUUACAGUGGAUUCCCUUAUUCAUCAGGACUCCCGCACUUGGAAUUUACAGGCACUUAGGACUUUGGUGGAACCCAACAAUGCGAAAUUGAUUGAGAGUAUUCCUCUGAGUAGAAAUCAAAUGGAAGACAGGAAUGGUUGGCAUUUCACUAAUAAUGGGAGAUAUACGAUACAAUCAGGGUAUCAUGUCGAAAGGAUAUAUCCAUAUAAGGAAAAACCACCGGAGUUUUAUGGCCCUAAUGUGGAUAUUCUCAAGGCAUUCUGCUGGAAAGUGAAAUGCCCUCCAAAGAGUUUUAUGGCAGUUGCUGACAGGUUGUAUAGCAGUGACAAAGAAUUUAAAAUCAAGGGGAAUAAAAGGAGAUACAGUUUGUGCAUGGUGUGGAGACCCAGAGGAAUCAAUAAAUCAUGCUUUCUUCGAGUGUCCUCCGGCACGUCAAGUGUGGCCACUAUCAAAGAUUCCAUCAAACCCGACAUUAUUCCCUAUUGGUUCUCUAUUCGCUAAUAUGGAUCACUUAUUUUGGAGAAUCAACCCGAAAAUGGAGGGUCAUCAGUUUGCAUGGAUAUUAUGGUACAUUUGGAAGGAUAGGAAUAAUAAGGUUUUCAGUAAUAUAGAUACGGAUCCGAGGGAGACGCUUAAAUUAGCAGAAUUGGAAUCCACACUUUGGGCAGAGGCACAGAUGAUCAAUAAUUCAAGGGUGGCGCCUGAAGUACAGAUCCAAUCACAUUUAGGGAACGCAGGACGAUGGUGUUUCACGGAUGGUUCUUGGAAAGAUAAAGAUUCUUUCACAGGACAAGGAUGGUUCAGUACCAUUCCGGGGUUUGAAGGUUUACUAGGGGCAAGGAAUGUAAGGGCAAGUCUCUCACCUCUUCAUGCGGAGAUGGAGGCAUUAAUCUGGGCAAUGGAAUGUAUGAAAAACUUGCGACAGUACGGGGUCACGUUUGCAACGGAUUGUUCCCAACUGGUGAAGAUGGUUUCAGAACUAGAGAAAUGGCCAGCAUUUGAAAGUUACCAGGAGGAUAUUAAGCUUUUGAGAAGAAGCUUCACCAACUAGGAUAUUGUUCAUGUUCCUAGGACGAAUAAUACAAUGGCGGAUCGCUUGGCACGCAGUGCUCGGAUACAACCGUCGUUCGUCGUACACAUGGAUGCAGAGUUGCCAGUUUGGUUUACAGAGUCCACAUGAGUUUGUAGAUACUUUUGUUGUCAAAAAAAAAAAAAGUUUAUGAGAUUAAUUGUUGUUUUAUCAGUAAAGAGUAUUAUAGUAAUUAGUAGGUAGGAAUGAAUGCAAUAAGUAAAUAUGAUAUUUUUGUAUUUCACUUUUUUACGUCCAUAUAUCUGGUAUUUUUUCUUUAUAUUGUAUUGAACAUAAUAUGUUUUUUAUUUCUUAAUGGUUUUAUUAUAUUUAAUUGUUGUAAGAGUUCGUUUAUAUUUUUUUUAACUUACUUCAAGAAAGUUUCCGGAAUAAUAAUUGGGGAUUCUGUAUGUACCCGAGGUAGUUUUGUUUUUCAAAUAAGACACCUUAUAUGUGAAAAAAUGAAAUACUUUAAUUUAGUAAAACGGUAAAAGAAAUUCAAACAAAGCAAGAGCAGAAAUCUUAAUAAAAACUGAAACAGAAAUUCAAAGAAGAAAACGGGAAUGAUAGCAGUAGAUGGGCUUGACUCUGAAGCUCCCAUCAAAUAAAGUCAAUAAACUUCAGCACUUGCUUGUAGCGAAAGCAACGCUUGCACCGAGUAUCCAGAUCAUUGACGUGGCACCUUUUGGAGGGUUUAAGGAGCAGCAUGUUUCGGACAUAUCGCUUCUUCAUGGAAAUGUCAAAAUGGCGCAGAGAUCUCCUAAUCCUCCUCCAGCAACGAUCAACUUGUUGUUUGUUGUCCCUCCAGCCUAGAGUAGCCAUGUACCGUUUCCCUUCUUUCAGGUUUCCUCUGGACAGCAUAAGCAGACCAUACAUGUACGUAGCGUUUGCGUAAUCUCCAUCAGCGGAACUGCGAAGGUGGAAUAGUCCUUUGGCAGUGUUCCCAAAGUGAAAAUACUCCUUCAAGCCCUCGAUAUAGUGGGCUUCAGGAUUAUUUUCCUUCAGGCACAUCUCCAUUAGGGCAGUAUGGUCUUCGAGCGUAUUGAGAGGAUGGUCCGAGAAGUAGCCAAGGUCAAGAUUUUUGAAAGACGAUGGUGAUGCUGCUCCUGGAACGGCAUUGUACGACAGCGAUGAGUUUUCGGCAUUUUCAUGUUGGGUUGACACAGCCAAAGGUGGGAUUGUUUCGGGGGAUUGGUUGGUUUCGUCAGGGAAGACGAUGUAGUCAUCUUGUGGGGAAGCCAUGGCUUUGUGUUUAUUUCUGAGUUUGUAUAUUUUGGGAGACAAGCUUCGGUGUUAUAUAUAUUUUUGGGAUGCUUAUAACAAAGAUCUCGUGAGUUAAAUGUAUAUCGUGUGUUUUAAAAGAGGGUCUGAUCUUACUGCGUAGUUAUAGGGAUUUGAUUUAGGCAUGAUUUGCUCUGUCAGUGAUUUUUGUGUGAAUUCUAAGGUUAUGUGUAAUUUUUAUGAUUAGAGUUUAUAAAUCAAUAAUUAGCGGUCCUCACUUGUCGGACUUUAUUCUAAUUUAUCCUACUACCUCGUACAAAAGUUCUAAUAUGCACCACUUAUAAAAAGUAUUUUCUUUUUGGUUUUCUUUUAAGUCGAAAACACAUCUAAAUACGAUAAACCCCUUAGUGAAUCUUCAGAAUUACCAACCCAAUCACAAUACUACCGGGUUAUCUACCCAGAUCCGAUUCAAAUGGAUUUUUUCCUAAAAUUUAAUUAAAAAUAUAUAUUUUCCUUUUUCAUCUCUCUCUCCCAUUGUCUCGUCGUCUUCUUUCUCCUUCACAAUUUUUUCUUCUUCUGAUUUUUUCUUCUUUCUCUGAUUUGUACAGCAGAGUAUUUUAUCCUUCGUAUUUGAUCACAUUCUCGUUGGAGAAUUCAUUCAGUAUGGAUUUUCGUACUAUCUUCUCAUUGGGUAGCGACAGUUUGGUGUUAGUUUAUCUAGGGAUUGGUUCGGGUUGAUUUGGUUUGAAACUACGUCGACCUUGGAAACUACAUGGGAAUUGUAUGCUUCGAUUUGGAGGAAGAUGAGAGAUUUGUUGUUGCUUUAUAUGUAAAUGAAUCAGAGAGAGAGAUAAAGUCCUAUGUGGGCAUACAUAUUUGUCUUCAUAGUGUUGGCCAGUGACCAUAGGACUGAUAAUGGUUGGAUGGCUGCGCUUUUGUGCGUUGAGAGAUUGAAGACGCUGAUAAUCUUGUCUUGUAGGAAGAGGGAUCCUUGUCCUGGACCGAAGAAGUUGCUGGGUUCUUGUCCGGCUCUCGAGAGUUUACAACUCAAAAGGUUUGUUACCAUGUUCGCUUGGUGUGUUUAGGAUGUUCUACUUCUUCUUAGAGUCAGACAGCACGCCAUUUUUCUCAUCCGCUGCGUUUUCUUUCCACUCUUCCUCUGCACUCUCUUCAUUCAGAUCAUCAGCAGUGUUGAGUGGGCCUUUUGUAUUCUGAUCCUGCUGUUUACUGAACCUGAUUAGUGACUGUUAUACCAAUCAACAAUGAGCGGAGAAAAGAAGCAAAUUAAUCAAGAAGCAAGACUUGAUACAAAUGGUCAUCCACGGAAUGGUUACACGUCUGUCCACGAGUUCAAGGUCUAAGAAAGCUGAAGAAAAGUAAAAAAAAUUGAUAUAUAGAAGAGCGAAAAAGCAAGACUAUUGUUCUGAACUUGUCUAAAUGUAACUUAAAUUUUGGACGUUCGAUGUUUGUUGUUUAAAACGUCUUGGUUUAGACUAUUAGAAUAUUAGGUAUUAAUGUGUAAAACGAAAAUAUUUGGAUAAUUGAGUUUUUUAGGUGUUAUUAAAAAAACUAUUUUUUUUAGAAAA